GUGAAUGUCCCCUUGAUUAAUCUUACCAUAUCCCUGGUAAAAGGUGGUCUGCAUGAUGUUGUAUUGCCCACAGAAGUCUUUACUCGAAAUAUAUUCUUCACCAGAUUAUAUACAUACGCACCUACACACCUAUAAAUUGCCUAGAAGUCGGAGUUAUCAUUGGGCAAGAUCUUAUUAUUCACUAUUUGUGCACCGUCUACAUGGCUUUUGAAUAAGUAUCCUUGACAAUGCCAUCUCCGUCGGCAGCUAUUCUCGCCCUAUGUGCAACCUGCCUUCUUAGCCUAGCGGUUGCUUCUUCCACCCAAAGACCAAUAUUCGCGAUCGCACACAGGGUCCUCAGAAAGGAAGCUGUUACCGCGGCAUCCUCUCAUGGUGCGAACGCACUGGAAGUCGACUUAACAGCAUGGUACUUUGACUGGUGGGCAGACCAUGAUGGGAGGUUAUUCAGUGCAGGCACUACUGUACAAGAGCUGUUCCAAUUUAUUGCGCAACAAAAAUGGACUCAUAGCCUUGAUAUCUCCUUUGUUUGGCUAGAUAUUAAGAAUCCAGACUUUUGUCGUGAGGGUCGGUCUUGUUCUAUUGAGGCCUUACGGAAUUUAGCUCGUGAUAUUCUUGAACCUGCAGGUAUACGUGUGCUUUACGGGUUUUUCCAAACUGCCAACAGCCGUGGGUAUAAAGUGAUCAGAGAUACCUUAAAUGCGAAUGAAGCCAUUGUCUUAAGUGGUGAGACUAAUAGUAUCUUGCACUUCUAUAACACCACUGGCAUCAAUAUACCUGCACAGCAGAGAGUUAUGGAUUUUGGGGAUUCGUGGCUUAAUCAGGGGGUCGAUAUAUAUCCACAGCUCCGAUAUGGAAGCUGGAAACGAGACCAGGGCACAUUAGGAAAGGUCUUUAGCUGGACUAGUGCAGAAGGUGAUACUGAAAUGGUCCAGUAUCUCCUUCGUGAAACCGGCAUUGAUGGGUUUAUAUAUGGUUAUCCGAUGGACGAGUACAAGGAUGCUGGUGCUCCAAAAGCUGCCCUGAAAGAUAUUGUUAAUUUCGUUGAGGCCAAUCCCGAUACUCAUCGAAUGGCUACGGGUAAUGAUGCCCCGUGGUAGUGGAACGGCAAUCUAUGAUUACGGUCCGUACGGGACAACAAUCCAUUCUCAUCUCAUUCUACUGUUCUAUCCAUGAACCAAAAAAUAGCCAAAUCACAGAUAUAUGUAGCC
Molecule: messenger RNA, 1208 nt
Organism: Aspergillus alliaceus
Lineage: Eukaryota; Fungi; Ascomycota; Eurotiomycetes; Eurotiales; Aspergillaceae
Product: glycerophosphodiester phosphodiesterase family protein
Exons: 1
Coding region: 228-1097 (289 amino acids)
Biological process (GO): lipid metabolic process
Molecular function (GO): phosphoric diester hydrolase activity
Source: RefSeq, a predicted model, not a curated record